Messenger RNA from Cyprinus carpio (common carp), 2057 nucleotides. Its product is annotated as vascular cell adhesion protein 1-like. Gene Ontology annotation, biological process: cell adhesion. The record is from RefSeq and is a predicted model, not a curated record. Lineage: Eukaryota; Metazoa; Chordata; Actinopteri; Cypriniformes; Cyprinidae. Gene Ontology annotation, molecular function: integrin binding.
ACAGAAAUAAUUACAGAUUUAAAAUAUAAGUACAACAUAAAAACAUGUAGUGCAUUGUACCAAAUGAUUAAUUCAAAUGUAAGCACAUAGUAGUUAAGGCCACCUAAUAUAAAGUGGGACCCAUGAAUCUUUCAAAGUCACUGUGGUGUGUAUCACACCCAAGGAAGUAGAGAAACAUCAAUACUAAUCCUUUUUUUUAAAUGAAGUCUUCUUUGUGUCUCUUUUGUGUGUUUAACACAGUGACCUGUGUGACUUCAGUCUGCCAAAACCUCUGUGAGUGAGUGUUGGCAUAGCAACCUCGCUGCAGUGAAGCAUUUUAAGACUGCUAUAUCUGGAGCUCAGUAGCUCUUAACUCAUAUAAGCUCAUUUAAAAAUGAACGAGACGGUAUGUGUAAACAGUGAAAUAAUGAAAAUUAAAUGUGCACAAUCAGUUAAAAUAUAGUUUAUGUGUGAUUUAUGCGGUGAAUCACAAAAACAAUAAACACGAGCCAUUUAACUUUAUUGCAAUUAGCAGCUACAAGAUAAAAGACAAAUAUGAUUAUAAAAUUAAAGAGACAUUCUAAUGUGGUAAUGCUUCAGUAGGCUACGUGACACAAAUGUGAUAUAAAAAAGACAGUUUCACAAGAUACAUAGGAGAGGAUGAGAAAUACUGAGGUGCUGGAAGAGGGAGAGCUGAUUGUAAUGAGGCCCACUACUUCAAUCCCCCUCCAGGCCCUUCAGUAUAAGGCUUUUGUUGGCUGUCACUGUUCACUGUUUUUAGUUGCCAAGCAAGACCAAGUCGGAAUUCCUUUCGCCUCUGUGUGCGGACUACAACAGAUUUCAACCAUUUUCAUCAAAAUGAAAAAUAAUCUCUUUUGCUUUCUCGGUCUCUCCAUUAUCGGAAUUGUGUCCGCUGACAGUUGCUCGCUAGAGAUAUCUCCCUCCAGAGUAGUGGUGAAAUUUGGGGAUCCGGUGUCGGUCAGCUGUGUGGCCUCGCGUCCAGUGCGCGUGCUGGGAUGGGAAUCGGUCAUUGCCGCAUCGCACACUCAGAAUGACCUCAGCGUUCAGUGGCGGGUGGACAGUUUGACUGACUGGAUUGAGGAGCCAAUCUGCUAUGGUGUUUUUUUCACUGCACCCAGACAGUGUGAGGAAAAACUCAACCUUGUUCUAUACAAGAAACCAGACAGUGUGUCCAUAAGUUUAGUGAAUCACAGCAGUCCAGUGGUGGAAGGAAGAGAGUACCAGCUACAGUGUGAGGUGCAGAACGUCGCACCUGUCCAGUACCUUGUUUUACGAUGGUACAGAGGAAAAACUGAAGUUUACAACCACUCGUUCUCAGAGUUAUCCCCUGUAACACCAGUCCAGGUGUCCUCCACCUUGCUGAUUGUCCCAAACAGAGCUGAUGAUGGAGCUCAAUACAGGUGUGAAGCACAGCUGGAACUGGGAGCAGAAGGACCUCAGCCUCCUCCAACAGUUCAGUCUGAAGUUCUCAACAUUGCUGUUCAAUACCCUCCAGUCUUCCGCAGUCCAGAGGAAGAGAUACUGGACAUCAGUGAGGAUAGUGAAACGGUGCUGGAUUGUACUGCGGAGGGUAAUCCACCUCCUGUGUAUGUCUGGACCUCCUCAAACCUUCAGGAGAAGGCCGAGCAGCCUGUUUUGAGAGCUGCAUCUUUGAGCCCAGGACUAUAUACAUGCACUGCGUCCAAUAUCCUGGGGAAAAAGAGCAAACAGUUUGUCAUCAAGCACAAAUCCAAAGGUGUUUAAGUCCAGAGACCUUGAGAACGAACCGAAGACGUAUAGACAGUUCUAGAUGGUACGCUCAGGACUUUCUGGACGUGGGAGAUCAAAAUCUAGCUUGGCUCUUUGUUACAUUUUAGAUGUAUUUUUAGGGGACUCUCUUUUCAGGGUGAUUAUGAUUUGUUAAAUAUGAGAGUCAAACCUAGGUAUGUGUAAAAUCUAUCCUAGUAAGCUUUAUUAAUACUGUGUGUAAGAUCAUUUUAACAGAGCAUUUGUAUCCAUUGUAACAGAGCAUCACCCAAUAAUAAUAAUAAUAAAAGUUAUGAAUACAGUACAAAAGA